AUGUCCAACACGUCCACUCUUUACACCUAUGAACUCAGUGACUUGACUGCAUGGGAUGUUGCAAAUGUCUUAGAGUUUGCUACUUCUCGAAUCGCCAGCAUCUGGCUCUUCUGUCACCAGAACCACAUACCUCGGACACUGGCAUACAAAUCCAGCUUCAUCCGGCACCUUCAAUGGGAGGUAGAUGUGAGCGUCUCAUCGCGUUUUGUGUUCCCAUACAUACAUGUAUCGUUGGUUCUUAACAUUCAUCCAACCAUGCCCGACCUCCUCCAGGCCAUGAUCGGCCGAUUCUCCCGAUUCCAGACUGGGAUCAUCACUGCCGAGCAGCUGCAUGAUGAAUUUUUUCUGCACUGUUCUCCGAACGGCCCUCAAGUGAGCUCCAAUCACCGUGUGGUUCCAAACUACCGCUAUGAUUGGUGGAAGGAUCGCUUCGACCGGUUGGGGUUGGACCUGCCGGUCUUGAAUGUGCAUGAGGUCAUGGAGAUGACUCAAGACCACUUUGAACAACUGCUGAUGGGCGCCAUGCUCGUGCCAGGUCCGGCUGUGACCGGUCAGGUGGAUGGCGGUGCCCUCUUCAAUCAAAUCGUGGUGGUCAGAACCCACCUCCAACAUCUCGGCGAGGCAAUGUCUCCUUUGCUGGAGCAGAAGCACCAGAUCGCGGCUGCAGCCGCAUACACCAUGUCGCAACUUGAGGCACCGAUCGCUGAACUUCAACAACAGCUCCUGAAUUCCCGUCAGCAAUUUGCUGGAAAGCCCUGA
Messenger RNA from Suillus discolor, 759 nucleotides. RefSeq lists its product as uncharacterized. Bases 1 to 759 code for a protein of 252 amino acids. NCBI's taxonomy places the organism in Eukaryota, Fungi, Basidiomycota, Agaricomycetes, Boletales, Suillaceae. The record is from RefSeq and is a predicted model, not a curated record. The transcript is spliced from 3 exons.